AUGCCGCAACCAUCACGAAAGAGAAGGAGGCUAGACGAUACGACUAGACAGGAAGUUUCAGACCUGAUGUCACAAAUGCUUCAAACUAUGGUGCCGAACAUUGUUGAAAUGGUUAUGCAGAAAUUAAAAGGAGAGAUGUCUCAACCACAAACAGAGCAAGGACCUACCAGCGUAAGCAGCGUUGAUGGACAUCAAACAAUAAAUGUGGAAGCAACAGUCAAUCAAGAGGAAUCUACUCAACAAAGUUCUAGCACUGUAGAAGUCUUAUCAAGUCAACCGUUGACUACCAGUGCACAAGGUAACACAUUAAACACAACUGGCCCUUUACAUUCAGGUCGUCCCUUGGUACAAAGUGUGGAUAAGAAAUUAAAGGCAAAAAUUUGGGCAGAAGAAUAUGUUCAACUUGGUGCGCUUUUGUUCAAAAACCCUUAUUCAAAAUUGGAGGCAGUACAAGGGGAAAAUAACGAGAUAACCUUUCAACAUAAAGAACAAAAGUUUUACAUAAAAUCAAUUACGCAAUGGAUAAAUGCUUUUCACAUUUUUGUGUCUAUUUACUGUGAGAAAUUUCCUAAUCAGUCUUCAAACAUGAUGAAGUACAUGGCAAUUGUCCAGAAAUUGAAUGCAGAUGUUGGAGAAAAGGCUGCGUUGCAUUAUGACGAGCAAUUUCGGCUAUGGAGAGCUGAUAACCCAACCCUUAUGCCCUGGCAGCAGAUCAACCAGGAACUCAAUGCUGAGGCACUUCAACUUGGCCUAAAGACCAAAAUUCAGACUUUGGAGAAAUCAUCAAAAUCUAACAACUCCUAUUUUUAG
Molecule: messenger RNA, 810 nt
Organism: Saccostrea cuccullata (small rock oyster)
Lineage: Eukaryota; Metazoa; Mollusca; Bivalvia; Ostreida; Ostreidae
Exons: 1
Coding region: 1-810 (269 amino acids)
Source: RefSeq, a predicted model, not a curated record